This is a messenger RNA of Hyaloscypha bicolor E, 901 nucleotides long. RefSeq lists its product as uncharacterized. The record is from RefSeq and is a predicted model, not a curated record. Bases 178 to 771 code for a protein of 197 amino acids. The transcript has a single exon. NCBI's taxonomy places the organism in Eukaryota, Fungi, Ascomycota, Leotiomycetes, Helotiales, Hyaloscyphaceae.
UGGGGUUUGCCUUUGGUACGACCCUUGAUCAUGACCGUGCAGUACUAUGGUAUGCGCAACCGUGAUACGACCCCGCCAGUCUCACAUCGGAGCACAGGAAUGAUACAGUAAGAAGACUCUCUCGCUCCACAGGACAUGGCGAAAUAAUGAUCUGGACCGCCCCCGGAUUGUUUCGAGAUGUCACCAAACUUCUGUUUACCUCAUAGUGUCCCCUGCCCCGCAGGUGGCAAGCGGCCUUCGUCGGCUUUGAGCACUUGUCGAAGCCACAAAUUCGCCAUUGGAAGGUUCGAAACUUCGAAAAAUGCUUCCACGGCAUGGAUCUUUGUUGUAUUCGAGAGAGAGAGAACCAUAUUUGAACGUUCACGAAGUCCGUUUAAAGUUCUGGGUCUACUAACAAGCGCGAACUCAAUCGGUGACUGGGGGCUGGCUGGAAAUUCACUUGUGACCAGUUGCAGCCUCGACACGCCUUGCAUGCGCCAAUGUAACCUUUUCAAUAUCCGGCAUCCAUUUGCUGGCAAUAAAAACUCUGUUGUGUUACCACGCGGCUCCAGAAGUGAAGAGGAAGUUCUCCCAGAUGUUUGCGUGCGUCAACGAGGUCCGCCAAGACGCGUCGAUCUUGGAUUCUUGGCUCGUUUACUGUUUCUGUUUUCACAAGUUAGCAAUUGUAUCAAAGAUUGGAAGGAAAACUGUAUUUAUGUACUCGAAGAAGAAUUUUUGCAGUCUUUAUGUAAGAUGAAACUGGCAUUUUCCGUCCCUGACCUCCACAAUUAGUGACAAAUUCAGCUUAGAUCUUCUCUACUCUGGUUUCAAGCUGUUUUCUCAUAGCAGACAAGCUCAUAACACACACUGUGAGAAACGAUGGGAUAUUGAGCUUUUUCGCCGUGAGGAGAAUGGCGAGUAC